Messenger RNA from Mirounga angustirostris (Northern elephant seal), 5457 nucleotides. RefSeq names its product T-cell surface glycoprotein CD4. The record is from RefSeq and is a predicted model, not a curated record. The transcript has 9 exons. Gene Ontology annotation, molecular function: transmembrane signaling receptor activity; protein tyrosine kinase binding; MHC class II protein binding. NCBI's taxonomy places the organism in Eukaryota, Metazoa, Chordata, Mammalia, Carnivora, Phocidae. Gene Ontology annotation, biological process: T cell activation; interleukin-15-mediated signaling pathway; immune response. Bases 1816 to 4092 code for a protein of 758 amino acids. Gene Ontology annotation, cellular component: external side of plasma membrane; membrane raft.
UUUUUAACCUGUCUCCUGCUUUCCCGGGGCAGGGGGAGGGGGGUGGCAGAUGUCACAUUCCAUCAGGACCCUUGCCUUCUAUGAAAAAGCAGCUGUACCCUUCUACCACCUACCACUCAAGAAGACAAGAUCAGCACCCCAGGGGUGGACAUGGAGCUCGCAGCUUCUUUGAGAACUAACUUCUUUCCUGGUUUUGGAUUCUUGGGGAUGCUCACCCCCAGCAGAACACACACACACUUCCCUGCUAGCCCACACCAGGUCUAGACACUGCUGAGCCCAGUGGAAAGCUACCAGCUCUUGUUGUGCUGAACCAGGCAAAGAAGUAGCCUCAGAAACAGGAAGUCCCGCCCUUGAAGUGGGAGAGGGCUGGGAGGCCUGGGUCUCAGCCUCCUGGGACCUGGAGAGAGAGUUGUCUGGCAUCAAACGUGUCCACCUGGUAGUGAGGAAGUGAGCACUUGGUCAGGCAGGGGAGAAGUCUGGGGCCUCUUGUGGGUCCCAGGUGUGGUGCAAGUUCUUGGCACCCAUGCUCCACCUCUCUGGGCUGGGCUCCUCUGGCUGGGUGGGGUGGGGAGCAAGAGUUCCCUUCUCUCAGACUUCCUUCCCUAGUUCUGUCUCAGUUUUUCUUGAGUUUGAUCUCUGUUGCAGGAUUUCUGCAUUUCUCCAUAUCCCUUGCUCUGUUAGUUCAAAACCUCUGGAUUGGGAGAACCUGCUGAGUACACAGUGAUCUUGAACUGGAUGGGUGUGUGUGUGUGUGUGACUCAUUGACCCCACCAUUCUUCGAGAGGACAUCCAUAACUCACCCAGAGUCUGGACUACAGACACACCUUUUGGCUUCAUACUCCAUAACUGACCUUGGUCAAUUAAUCUUUGAGUUGCCUCAGUUUCUUCAUCUGUAUAAUGGGGGAUAUCAGAUUUCAUGAGUUACUAUCUGUAAAGUAUCCAAUACAGUCCCUCCACCCCGUAUCUUCACUAGUAUAUAGUGAAGGCUCAAUAUAAUGUAGCUUUUCUUUUUCUGAGGACUUGGGGUGCCCCUCCCCAGACCUACCAUUUUUUAGGUCUGCUUUAUUCCCAGGAGCCAUGGGAUGGGUGGGGAGGCAGGCUCAUGCUAAAUGAAAGUCCUGGGAGGUUAAGGGAAUGAGGGAGGAGAUGAGUACCAAGGGAAGGGCUUGCCAAGAAAAUGUUGAGACUGGAGCAGCAGCUUAGAGGUGGGCAAGCAGGUAGUUCCAGGCAGAAAUGGCUUGGAGAGAAUGCAGAAGGUCCGCGGGAAGAGGAAUAGUCAGAAGGGUGGGGGAGGGUUCGGCGGGGACACCCAGGACCGAGGAAAUAAACAAGGGGAGCGCCACCACAGAGGUGGAGGGUAAUGCUGCUGGGAAUCAACCCCCUCAGACUUUCCACUGCGAAGCGAAACCGUGAGCCUUGGGGUGUGUUGGGGGGGGCAACGGGGAGGGGAAGUGGGGAAGGUGGAGGGAAGGCAGAAGGACAGGGUUGUGGGCCCUGGGAGCAGCAGAACUGCCUCCCAGCUCAAGACAGCCACCUUGCCUCCACUCUACUCUCUGCCACUGCCCUGCCCAUUUGCUGGAACCCCCCGACUCCCCCUCCCAAACUCCUGCUGCCUGAUCUGGCCGGCUUGCCUCUGGAUUCCAGCCCUCUAGUCAUUGGUUCUUCCCUCUAUCUCCAGGUCUCUGUCCUUGUCCCUCUUCUAGAUUCCCUUCCUCCACCCCAUAUCUUUGCAACACACUCUUUUGUCCAUCUGCCCCUCCUUUCUUUCUGACCUCUUCCCUUUGGGGGGCUCAGCGUGGCCCAGGCCUAAGGGAGAUGUGGGAGGCUCAGUUCCUGGUUCUUCUGCUUCUGCAACUGCCGUGGGUGGCUCCAGGUAAGACGGGGCUGACCCUCUGGGAGGGCUGCCCUCCAGACCCAUGGGUGGGGGAGGGGGUGGUCAGCAGGGAUGUCUGGACCUCACAGAUGCCAAGUUCCUUAGCUUGGGUGGAUUCUUCUAAUGCCUUGCUUGGGGCAGUCUUUCUGCCCCCAAAGCCUCUUGUCAGUCUUCCCGUUGGGUGGGGAAGGGACAGAAACCCAAGGUCUUCCUCAGCCCCGUUUCUCCUUCAGGUAACUGAGGCUCCUUCUCUACUCCUAAGUCUUUUAGCUCACGGCCCCUCCCCUUGGCCUCUUUUUUCCUCCCCAGUGGAGGCUCCAGGGUCUGGGACAGAGGUCCGGGUGGUGUGGGCCCAGGAGGGGGCUCCGGUCCAGCUCCCCUGCAGCCCCACAGCCCCUCUCCAGGAUGUCAGCCUUCUGCGAACCGCAGGGGUCACUUGGCACCACCUACCAGACAGCGGUCCUCCGGCGCCCGCGCCCAGCCUGCGCCCCGCCGCGCCCUCCGCCCGGGGCCCGGGUCCGCGGCGCUACGUGGUGCUGAUGCUGGCGGCCGGCGGCCUGCGCAGCGGGAGGCCCCCCCUGCAGCCCCGCGUGCAGCUGGACGAGCGCGGCCUCCAGCGCGGGGACUUCUCGCUGUGGCUGCGCCCGGCCCGACGCGCCGACGCCGGCGAGUACCGCGCGGCCGUGCACCUCCGGGACCGCUCCCUCACCUGCCGCCUCCGUCUGCGCGUGGGCCAGGCCUCCAUGACUGCCAGCCCCCCAGGGUCCCUCAGGAUCUCCGACUGGGUCAUUUUGAACUGCUCCUUCAGCCGCCCUGACCUGCCAGCCUCUGUGCACUGGUUCCGGGGCAGAGUCCCUGUUCACGAGUCCCCCCAUCACCACAUAGCUGGAAGCUUCCUCUUCCUGCCCCAAGUCAGCCCCUCAGACUCUGGGCCCUGGGGUUGCAUUCUCACCUACAGAGAUGGCUUCAAUGUCUCCCUCACGUACAACCUCACCGUUCUGGGUCUGGAGCCCUCAGUGCCUCUGAUGGUGUAUGCUGGAGCAGGUUCCAGGGUGGACCUACCUUGCCGCCUGCCCCCCGGUGUGGGGACCCAGUCUUCUCUCACUGCCAAGUGGACCCCUCCCGGGGGAGGCCCUGACCUUCUGGUGGCUGGAGACCAUGGCAACUUUACCCUCCAACUGGAGGCUGUGAGCCAGGCCCAGGCUGGGGCCUACACUUGCCACAUCCAUCUGCAGGGAGAGCAGCUCAGCGCAACGGUCACUCUGGCAGUCAUCACAGGUGUCUCCAGGCUGAAGCAUCGCGUCGAAUCGAAAAAAAACCUGUGGGACCAAGGAUCCUUUCCUCUGAUCAUCAAGGAUCUUGAAGUAGCAGACUCAGGGGUUUACUUCUGUGAGGUAGAAGGCAAGAUGCAAGAGGUGGAGUUGAUGGUGUUCAACUCUUUCCAGAAGGUCUCUAACACAGUCUAUACAAAAGAAGGGGAGCAGGUGGAGUUCUCCUUUCCGCUUAACUUCAAAGAUGAAAACCUGAGCGGGGAGCUGAGGUGGCGGGCAGAGGGGGCUCCCUCCUCCCUGCUCUGGAUCUCCUUCACCUUGGAGAACAAGAAGCUAUCUGUGAAAGAGGUCCACCACCCCAAACUCCAGAUGAAGACUUUUCUCCCGCUCAGCUUUAUCCUGCCCCAGGCUUUGUCUCAGUAUGCUGGUUCUGGAACCCUGACCCUGAGGCUUGCCAAGGGGACAUUGAAGCAGGAAGUGAAUCUUGUGGUGAUGAGAGUGACUAAGUCUCAGAACAAUUUGACCUGCGAGGUGCUGGGACCCACCUCCCCUGAGCUGACUCUGAGCUUGAAUCUGGAAGAGCGGGCUGCCAAGGUCUCAAAGCAGCAGAAGCUGGUAUCGGUGGUGGACCCUGAGGGGGGAACAUGGCAGUGUCUACUGAGUGACAAGGACAAAGUCCUGCUGGCCUCCAACGUCAAGGUUUUGUCCCCAGUGUUCACCAAGGCCUGGCCAAAGCUCUUGGCCAUUGUGCUGGGCGGGAUCUUAGGCCUUCUGCUUUUCAUUGGGCUCUGCAUCUUCUGCUGUGUUAAGUGCUGGCACCGCAGGCCGGUUCCAGAAGACAUGCAAUCUCAUUUGAGGCGCAGGUCCAGGGGAGUUCCCGCUUGCAGCCUCCCCAGCUGUCUUUCCCCUGCUUUUCCUGCUGGGCUCCUGGGCCUGUGGACCAGAUGAAUGUAGAAGACCCCAGCACUUCCGGCCCACUCCUGCUCUCCUUUGUCCACACUUGGCCCUUGGUCCUCCUCUUGCAGAGGCCUACAUCAUUUCUUCCCCAUUUCCUUUGCAUCAAGCCUAACCCUAUCGAUGAUUUCUUCCCAGCUCUCUCCCCCACGGCCCACUGGUCCCUGGGGAAUCACGUGGGCCCAGCCCUGCCUGGCUUGGAGGGCAAGGCUGGGUGUCGGAAGCAUGAAGCACAGGACUGUCAUUUUACUGGACGGGACCUUGGGACCAGAGGAGGCAGGGACCAGCCCAAGAUCACACAGCUAGAGGAGGGUAGAUCCAGAUCCAAAGGCUGCUGACUCAGCUGCCUCCAUGGCUCCAUUUGGCCUGCUCCUCACUCUGAGCUGGCAGGACACACUCACAUCGUGACCUGUGUACAAACAGGCAACCCUGGACCCACACCCAUGUACAGAGUGCACACUUGUGCACAGACAUGAUUCCUUAUCCAAGCAGUACGUGUCAGUUUAUGAGCCAGUUUCACAUCCUUUGUCUGUUUAAACCUUAAGAAGAUCUUACAGAGCUUAGUAGUGUCAGGACCAAGAUUAGCAUCUCCAAUUUAUAGGCCAGAAAUGGAACUCAGAGAGGUCAGCUGAUUGCCCAAGUCACACAGCUCGUCAGUGCCAGAGGACUAGCCCAGGUCUCCUAACCCCUAGUUCCAGGGCCGUACCCUGAACACAGACACAAGUACCACGCAGAUCUCUGUAGCUGAUUAGUCACUGCUGCCCAGGACCCACCUCUGCAUUCCUAAGAGCACACCACCCCAGGCAGGGCCUGCCUCAGAGAGUUCAGAAACACAGACAGAAGCCUGUUGCCAGAGGACAAAACUGUCAGUCCUCCUAAUCAGAGCACAGGCUGGGAGCACGGGCCCUGUGGGAGACAGUGCCCAGUGACCUACCACUCACCCUGUUGCAGAACCUUCUGGAAGGUGAGCUUUGCCAGGGGGAGGGGCUGGGGAAAUGGCUGGAGAGGGAACCCUCUGAGGGGACGUCUUGUGAAGGGUGACAGAGCCGGGCUUCAGUCCCCCUGCCCUGUAUUUUCCUUCAUCCCUCCCCCAAACCAUCCAGGAUACAAGAAAAUUGGGGUUACAAGUAGUCUUCUUCCUCCUCUUCUUGAUCCAUUUCUCUCAGGAUCCCCAGCCUCCUCUGCCUCUCCUUCCUUCCCUUUCUCACCACCUGUCUCAGUCCCUACCCCCUCUCCCUAGUCUUCUCUUUCCAGCUUGCCCCUUCCAGGAGGACUCCCCACUGCUUGCUUGGUAUUCCUGCCCACUCGUGCCCCUGCGUCCCUGAGCUGACAGAAAAAUACAAUAAACUUACUGUAAAG